Molecule: messenger RNA, 837 nt
Organism: Parnassius mnemosyne (clouded apollo)
Lineage: Eukaryota; Metazoa; Arthropoda; Insecta; Lepidoptera; Papilionidae
Source: the annotation of a GenBank genome assembly
AUGCUCCAAAAUAUAGACGAUAACGUACCUAAUUUAGAAAAUGUUGUUAAUAUGAAUAGCUCUUCAACCGAUGAUACAAUGAGAUUGGCCGCAAUCACAAGGAAAACUGCACCUCCCUUGAAUUUGGAACGUGAACGCCGUAUGGAGGAAUUAUGUUGGUAUUUUCUUUUUCCAAAUGGCAGGAAUGGCUUUGGCGAGGAAAGAGAAAAUGCGUGUACCCCCCUUGAUUACUUUCAAAACCGGGUAAUGAGUAUUGACAAGAGGUUCAACAGAAAUGAUUAUUUAUUUUAUGCUCUAUCCAUUGUUGAAUAUUUUCGUGCAAAAUCAAGCGUAUCUGUGUCAUGUAGGAUGCGACAAGGUCAUGGAGAGCAAACACCACAGGGACUUGUAGAUAAUAUGCAUCUCACUAUGAGAAAUAUUCGAGGAUCGGCAUCAUAUUGGCAGAAAUGUUGCUCUGAAUUGAUUGCCAUGGUUAGAACUUUCGGGCCUCCCACAUGGUUUUUAACAUUUUCCUGCAAUGAUUUAAAUUGGCCAGACAUGAUAAAAGCCUUGCUUAUCGCUGAUGGACGUGAUAUCGAUGACGUCGAUCGCCUGUCAUUCCCGGAGCGCUUGAACCUAGUGCAAAAACAUCCGGUAGUGUUAGCACGACAGUUCACAGUACGUGUUAACGCUCUCAUGCGAUUCUUAAAGAGAAAUAAAGAUUGCUUGGGUGGUCUUAUUGAAGAUUUUUGGUACCGAGUGGAGUUUCAAAACCGCGGUAGCCCACAUCUGCAUAUGUUAGUCUGGUGUAGUAAUGUUCCGAAUUUCACCACUGGUUUCAUGUUCAUUAACUCCUAA